This is a messenger RNA of Kluyveromyces marxianus DMKU3-1042, 1782 nucleotides long. RefSeq names its product Nba1p (gene NBA1). Lineage: Eukaryota; Fungi; Ascomycota; Saccharomycetes; Saccharomycetales; Saccharomycetaceae. The transcript has a single exon. The record is from RefSeq and is a predicted model, not a curated record. Bases 1 to 1782 code for a protein of 593 amino acids.
AUGAGCGAGAGUAUGCGUGGAGAGGAUUCUCUUGCGGGUGCCCCUGAGAAACCUCAAGAAGUGAUUGGUGGUAGCCCCAACUAUAACCGAUUAUCAGCAAUGAUUGAGAGCUUGAGUUUGCAUGGGAGUUUGGACGACGAAGCGUUCAUGCCCAGCAGGAAGAACUCUCCAGUGGAUGAUGACAAGGAUCAGCAGGACAAGAAUUCAUCAAAGUCAAGCCAGUUCGUUGAUCUAACGCAGACAGUUGGUGUAUCGACGACAUCUAUAUCGUUGGAGACGCCAGAGAGUGGGUAUACGCAAUUGCAGAACAUGUCGCCUGGGAAUCGGGAAAGCAUGCUAUCGUCAUAUUCGGGGACGGUUCACGAGGGAGUUCCUGUGUCGUAUGUGGUUCAGAAGCAGGAGGGUGGUGCUACUACUGCUACUACUGCUACAGUGCGCAAGGAAAUGAUGACGACGACGGGGGAGCCCAGUUUACCACCGCUUCCCUCGAAGAAAGAAUGGUCGCCAGUUGAAGUCAAGAGUGUUAAGGCGAUGGUGAUUAGUGCUGCUGGUCGGGAGGCAGAGGGGAUUUCUGGGCUAGACCAAGAGCCAGGAGCAGGUCUGGGUCCAGGUCUGGGUCCAGGGGCCAUUGACAAGAGCAACUCGCUCAAAUUGUUGGCGAUGGACCGGGGAUCGCACCAGAAAGUGCCAUCGUCGAUUGCCUCGGGGAACUUGGCCAGCGAGAGCGGCCACUCCCACAACAUGUCUACUACGAGCAAUUCCGGUUCGAGCACGCUGCCCCAUCUUUCAGAGCUGAACGAGCCAUACGAGGAGGAUGGAGAGGACCAGGGGGACCAGCAUACGCACCACAGUGCCAUCACGAACACGACACCGCUCGAUAUCUCUGACCACGACGCGGAAAGAACGGUUUCGAUGACCUCGAGCGUGAUCCCACCGCUCGAGACGCAAAUGCAUCCGAACCGCGGCCGUGGUAUCGAGCCUGAUCGCGAGGUGAUAUCCGAUGUGCUUCCCCCAGUGCCUCCAAGAAGCACCAAGAGACCCAAGUCUCGCAUAUUCAUCAAGGAAAGUCUGGAAGAUAUCCAGAACCAGCUGGCCAGGGAGAUGCAGGUGCAGGGCCAGGGCCAGGGCCAAGGACAGGGCCAAGGACAGGGCCACAGGACUAGCCCCAGCCAUGCUGGCAGCGCCAGCAUCCGUUCAGACAGUUUCUUCUCUGCGACAGAGCUGGACGAAACUCCGGACCAAGAGCAUGAGCUUGGGCCUGGCUCUCGCGGUGGUUCUCGCAGCGGCGGCGACUCCGAUGAAGACGUCACAUACACCACCAGGCCAUUGCCAUCCAUACCUUCCCCCCACUUCACAACGCCAGAGGGCCAGAUCCAGAAUGGCAGCAACACCAACACCAACGAUGACGAUGACAACUACGAAGACAUUAUAGAAGAAGACACCCCACAGAACCGCAUCCGCACGCCCCAGAGCAGGCUCCCAAAGACCCCAGGAAAAACACAAGCACACGCCAAGAGGAAACCCCACGGCAAGCCCAGGGCCAAGAAGGAGCUCCGGUCGUUCGAUAUCGACACCAUUUCGCAGCUGCUCAACGUCACAAAGGGAACUCUGAUCGGGUCAGAGUUCUCGAACCUGGGCAUGAAGAUCGAGGAGAAACGGGCGCUCGAGAAGCUUGUCGACUCGCUCUCGCGACUCACAGCAGACAUGGUGCUGGACCCUGAGAAGUUCCACGAGGGUCUGAGACGGCUCGAGAGAGCGACAAAGGCCUUGGAUGGGUUUUGA